This is a messenger RNA of Protopterus annectens (West African lungfish), 3215 nucleotides long. RefSeq names its product abhydrolase domain containing 17A, depalmitoylase (gene ABHD17A). Gene Ontology annotation, molecular function: palmitoyl-(protein) hydrolase activity. The transcript has 4 exons. Gene Ontology annotation, cellular component: endosome membrane; plasma membrane. Lineage: Eukaryota; Metazoa; Chordata; Ceratodontiformes; Protopteridae. Gene Ontology annotation, biological process: protein depalmitoylation. The record is from RefSeq and is a predicted model, not a curated record. Bases 1353 to 2276 code for a protein of 307 amino acids.
GACAGCACAUCCGGAACGUUGACUCCUGGAGACAGUAAAUGAAGAGAAGGAAAAAAAAAAAAAAAAAAAGGCAGCAGAAGGCUAUGUAGGAGGAGUGCGUCCGAUGUGGUUUAUCAGUGGUAAUAGGGGGAGUACUGGCCCUUUAAAUAGUGCGGUGACAGCGUUACUUUUAAAGGGCCCCAGCUGGCGGCUCCUUCGUUGUCACGUUCCUGUUUAUUUUGUGUUGUUUAUUUUUUUUUUGUUAUUUGUUUUAAAACUCUAGUACGACUGCAGCUGAUUCCUUCGUUAUUGUCCGCCACUCGACAGUUUCCCGAAGGGGUUUAGUAACAUCGUAUCAUUCUAAGUUUCCCUUUCUAGCUUUCUUUCCUUGGAUUUCUGCCUUUGUACGUCUCUUGAUAUGUAUUUAUUUUUCGCUGCCGCCAGGCUAGGAAAUACGGAUCCGUUACCUGGAGACUCCAUUUUUAUUGCUGUGGAACUAGGACUUUUAAUUCUGUAUACCAAACGCACAGUCUUUUUUUGUGUAAACUUGCUCCAUUUUUAAGUCAGAGUUGGACCUGCCUUUGCACAUUUUUUAAAAUACUGUAAAGUGAUCCAAACACGGGCGUAUGUCCCGCAUUUUAUUGUAACGGGCAAUGUAUUGUUACUGUUUACUUACAAACAUCGUUUUUGCUUGUGCACCCAUCGCGUAUUGGAGAUGGAGCCACACCAUUCCUUAAAAUAUUAAAACAUUUCUUACUCAUUUCCUAUCAUCCUAGAUAUUUAAACCAAAGUCCAUCAAGUAACUGUUGGCUGCACAGUUUUACAGCACCCUACGUUUUUAUAGCUUCCUGCUUUAAGUGCUUGGUUAAAAACUAAAAGUUAUAUAAUUUCUCAAUUUACAUAGCUUGUGUAAUUUUAGACAGCUGAUUGUAUACCUACAUGCAUUCAUCUGUCUGCACAUGCCCCUUCAACUCCAUGCUGAUUGUACCAAGUGCAACUGUGUGCUUCCUGGCAGCUUCUGCAUUCCUUAGAUCCCAACUGUGUUUGGACUUGUAAAGCUGUUAUUAAACUAUGAUUAAACAGAAAGGACCAGAACAAGAAAAAAUGUUGCUGAGUUGAGGCAAGUAGUUUUAGUACCUUUAUGUUCCCUUUCCUCAACUGUUGAGGAAAAAUCUGUUUGCAAGUUAUUGUCCUUUAAGCUGUUGGACCUAGUGUACCAAAACUGGAUUUUUGUUUGAAAUGACACCCAUGUUAAAAGUAGGAGAUUCAGUUUGGUGAUUUCUUACAGAAACUCUUGGAUGUUUUUUGUGGAGCAGGAAUAAUAACAUUUUAAAUAUCAUUUUAGUAAACUCUGGAGCAAAACAAACUGAACCAUGAAUGGCUUGUCUGUCAGUGAGCUUUGUUGCUUGUUUUGUUGCCCUCCCUGUCCAAGUCGUAUUGCUGCAAAAUUAGCUUUUCUUCCCCCAGAGCCAACAUAUGCUAUUAUUCCUGAACCAGAGACCGGCAGUGUGAGUACCAUUACUGGAUCGAUGAGGGGAGGGGGGAGUUCCAGUGGCAGGUGGAAGCUCCACUUGACAGACCGGGCUGAAUUUCAUUAUAACCAGCGAGAACUGGACACCAUCGAAGUGCUGAUGACACGGACCAGUCGAGGCAACCGGAUUGCAUGUAUGCAUAUCAAGUGUGCACCAGGUGCCAGAUUUACUCUCCUGUUUUCUCAUGGUAAUGCUGUUGAUCUCGGUCAGAUGAGUAGUUUCUACAUUGGACUAGGCACACGGAUUAACUGCAACAUCUUUGCUUAUGAUUAUUCUGGCUAUGGUGUCAGUACAGGAAAACCGUCUGAGAAGAAUCUUUAUGCAGAUAUUGAUGCAGCUUGGCAAGCAUUGAGGACAAGGUAUGGCAUCAGCCCUGAGAACAUCAUCUUGUAUGGACAGAGCAUUGGUACUGUCCCCACAGUUGAUUUAGCGUCACGAUAUGAAUGUGCUGCUGUUGUUCUUCAUUCCCCGUUGACUUCAGGCAUGCGAGUUGCUUUUCCAGAUACUAAGAAAACGUACUGCUUUGAUGCCUUUCCUAACAUUGAAAAGGUGUCAAAAAUCACUUCUCCAUGCCUGAUCAUUCAUGGUACAGAGGAUGAGGUGAUCGACUUUUCACAUGGUGUGGCACUGUAUGAGCGUUGUCCAAAGGCAGUAGAGCCCCUCUGGGUAGAGGGGGCAGGACAUAAUGACAUAGAACUUUACAGUCAGUACCUGGAACGCUUGCGCAAGUUCAUCUCCCAAGAUCUGUCUGUGCAACGGAACUAAGAAAGGGUGAUUAAACAUUUUACCUGGAGGAUGGAAGCUGAAACUGGAUGAAAGCAGCAAAAUUGCCAGAGGCACUUAAUCUUCUGUGCCAGAAAAUCCUUAGAUGGGCAAGCUAGGAGGCUGGAAACAAUGUGGCUUUAUAUUUUACCAAUUAAAAAAAAUCAAGAAAGAGGGACAGAAAAGUAGAAUGUAUAUUUUUGGUCUCUGGUAACCUUUUUUUUUUCAAAACAGAAGCUUGUUUUUGUAGGCAUUUUGAACCAUUCAAGUUAAACUGUAGGAAAGAUGCAAAAGGAAAUUGACAGCAGCUUGUUAUGGACUGUUGCAUACGCCAGCUAAUAUCCCGCCCCUUGCCUUCUUUUUUCUCCCCAAGGUACUAAUUUAGAAGUCUAGAGCAAAAGAAAAUCUAUUCAGGUUUUGUAUUAAAAUAUAACAGUCUGUUUGCUGGUCUCACAGUAUCUACACAUUUUUUUUUUGGCAUGUUGCUUUGACAGUGGGCUGAGCUCUCUAGUUUGGUGGCAUCAGUUUGACCUUAUGGCCAUAGGCAGUCCAUGUGAGUUUAAGCUGCAACUGUCUUCUAACUUUUAUUGCUGUAUAUAACUUUUGAUACUGUUUAGAGUCCUUUACUCAAGGUAUGUUGCAUUCUAGUAUAUAUAUUUUAUGCUACAUAGCAAAGUUAAAGGAGAUGCAGAAAGCCUUGUGACCCUUUAGGAUAUUUUUGAGCUGCAUCUUUGUCUAUCUCAGGUUGCCUGGUACUGCUGUUGGUGUAGUGGGUACAGGUAAUUUUCUGUACGCUAGCAAACACCAAAGGAGAAGGGACCAUUAAUGUUUGGACAUAAAUAUCCAUGUGGGCUUAUGUUUGUUGUUGUUAUGCACAUGGGCAAGUUCCACUAUUACUUCAUAAGCAUUAGUAAAAAGACAGUUGUUAACCCUACCUGUAAA